AUGCGUAGCAAGGCGUCACCGCCACCCAGGAAACCACUGGGUAAGUAUGAGUCGGCCACAAACUCUCUGCCCGCCGGCAGUUUUGCGCUCACCUCGCCUUCUGUGACGCGGAAGACUCUAAGGUCUGUCAUUCCCGAGGAUGCAGUUAGGUCAUCUAUCUCGCAGCUUCCUUUCUCCGAGACUAGACUCCAGGAAGAUGGAGAAGGCUACUCGCCGAGUGAGCUUAUUGUGCCGUUUCACUUGGACCUUGCAGCUAAACUUCUCAAGCACCAAGAGCGUAAUGAGAACCAUCUACAAAAGUCAGACAUCCUUGGCCUACAGGUUGCCCUGGAUAACUAUGCGGAGGGUUUGCUCUACUCAACGCGUCAGAUGUUCAUGCAUGAAAAUAAAUGCAUGGUGCAACAACUCCAACGGACAAAGGAUGUCUCAGCAACCCAGCUCUUUCUCCAGGUGCAACGGGAGCUACGACAACUCGUAGAUGACGACUCCGCAGCAAAAGAGCGGCAGCUUAUCGAAAAACUUUCUGCUCUCCUCGAAGUGUAG
Molecule: messenger RNA, 543 nt
Organism: Trypanosoma grayi
Lineage: Eukaryota; Euglenozoa; Kinetoplastea; Trypanosomatida; Trypanosomatidae
Exons: 1
Coding region: 1-543 (180 amino acids)
Source: RefSeq, a predicted model, not a curated record